GGAGUCGCAAGCAGCGGUGGGCAGGCAAGAUGAUGACCUCGACGACGAAAUCGUAGUUGCGACAAGUGCUGGACAUCAUCAGGAGGAUCUCGGAAUAAAUGGCGAAAACACGACCGAAGCGGAACGUCAAGGCCACGUUGCAGACACGACAGACCCCCGUCUGGAUAAAAAAACCACGAGCAAGGUGAGCACGACUGGGUCAACAUCUGAAGAGCGAAAGGCACUACGCAUUCCCCUCGGCUACAACCCUUGGGCGCUCAAGAAAACAACAACCCCCUCACAACCGGCGGCUGCUGGGGAAAGCGAAAAUUUAAGAAUUUUCUCGGAAGAAAAUAAUAAAGAGAACAAUCAUGACGAAAGAAUAAAGAUGAAGCAGCUGCACCUCGCUGCGUUCACGCUUUUUCCCAACCACCAGACGGGUGGUAGUUCUUCUAGCAGCCACGCGGAGAAGAAGGAGGCGCCGCUGGAGUUCUACGGGUUGGAAGAGGACAUCGUGGACCACUGGGUGCUAUGCAUUGCAAAAGUAUCGUACUAGUAUAAAUCGCAAUACAAAUUGGCUAAGCAUUACAGAUUGAAUUUGUAAUGCGGAUUUACGUUUACCUUAGCAAGUAGAUUUGUAAUGCAUAACUGCGAUCACUACGAGUCCGAUACUUUGUCACAGGAUAGAUUCCCUUGCUGCGGGAAAGCGUGGACUUCCUGCCCGUGCACGAAAAAGACGACUAUGACCCGCUCAAGCGUUACAAUCUCAAACGUUACAAUAGAGUAUGGAAAUCUGUGAUGCAAGAGCGCGUGAUCUAGCCAACUCUCGCAGGAUUGCGCAUGACAAGUUCCGGAGCCCCAAACCCCACUAGUACAAUCUGGCGAAACUUGUAUUGCAGAAAGUGGAACGCUCUGCGAGUCUGUCAUGCUCUUCAUGCAAGACAAGUCUCAGACUCUAUUGCAACGUUUGAGAUUGUAACACCUGAGCGGGUUAUAACGACCGCCCGGCGUUUUUGGAGAUUCAAGUGGAGGACGUCGUGUUGGACUACGACCUAUGGAUUGCAAAUAUCCCUGGAUGUCGGGAGAAUUGCAUCUUGUCAUGCUAAAUCUAAAUCAUGCAAAAAUCUGUGUUGCAUGAGUGCCAAAAGCUGUCCACUUUCGACAAAGUUGGGAGGAAAUUUCUCGUGCAGGAUAGGCAUGACAGAGACCUCACAGAGUCUGUCAUGCUAGGUCCCGCAUUCCAGAACUCACGGGUCAUGGAAAACCUGCGUGACAAGUUAGCACUCUUCCAGACCCAGACAUAUUUGCAUUUGAUACGACCGCGUUUUUCCGACCUCCGCAGACAGUCCGCCGGCGGGCCCGACGUCGCAGGGAGACAUCGCAGACUUGGCAAAUUACUACGCUGGGUCUCAGGAGCACCUUUUGCAGGACGGCGACGAGGACAGCGAGACUUAUGUUCAACAACAUAAUGCGGAGAUGAGUUAUUUUGACGCGAAAAAUAAAGAUGACGAAGAUGUUGUACAUCAACUAGGCCAACAUCAGCACGAAGAUGGUGGUGGUGGUCACAAGUCGCUUGAAGAUGACCCACGCGACGACGAGGUGGAGAAAGUAGUGGGCGGCUGCGAGGAUGCUGAUGGAGAGAGAUCUACAACCGCAAAAAUUGUACUAUCUCCAGGCCGCGAGACUAUGUCGGUUUUCCCCCCGCCAGACGACGAAGUGGAACAGAAAAGAGGUGGAAAGACGGCGCAUGGAGUCGUGGUAGUACAACAAGAACACCAAGAAGACAAUAAUAAUUUCCGCGAUAGUAUUGAUUCUCUCUCCCGCGACGAUGUCGAGGAGGAAAACUUUUCUUCUUCGUCCUCCGCAACGUCAUCCUCCAGUCGGCCCGCGGCGGCACAACUGGAUGGACACGAUGAGGAAAAUGUACUGGUGGAAAACAACCACGAGUGGUCGCCGGUCACGGACACGAAAGGCACACGGCACAGCUUUUCCAGCCACGACAGUGAGCCGUUUGUUCCCAGUCAGCAGGAGCAGCUCACGUCUGGGUCUGCUGCCGAAGUGGUGAAACAAGUGCAGCUUCCCGGGGCUGCAGCGGAUCGUACUGCGGACGGGACAACGCAGGAGCAGAACAAUGAAAUCAACCACGCGUCGACGACGUCCGGAAUUAGUUUGGAAGUGAACCCUCUAUCUCCACGAACGGCGGCGCGGCAGCAGACGAAGAACCCGUUGUUGCUGAGGAGGUUCAAGAAGGACAUGCACAAUCUGAAGAUUUUGCAGUCCAAGAUUUUUUGGCGCGUGAAGUUCGGAAUGUGCGACUGCAAGACGAUCGCGGUGGCGCCCUACAAGGCCGAGUGCAUCAAUCUGCGGAAACGCUUCGCGGAGUUUGCCGGAAUGAUCGGGGGGUCUAGUCCAACAACUCCGGAUCAACAUGGUAACUCAGCUGCCCAAGCAACAACUUCCAGCAACAAACAAAAGCAGCAGGAGCCCUCAAGUAGAACAGCAGCACAUCACCCUGACCCUGCACUUCUUCCCAACGCGCCCUUGACCUUCCGACCCUUGAUGUGCGUGAAAGGCGGCCCGGUGGAGCACGCCGCGCAGUACCGCUGGCCGCGGGAGUGUUUUUUGCCGAAGUUCCCGGUGCAAGACUACGACGCCAAUCCGGACAACUGCAUCCGCUUUGAGCUUUUCUCGCAAUCACCCUUCGCGGACAAGGGCCCGCAGCUGCUGGGGUAUCUGGAGGUGCCGCUGUUUUUGUUCCAGGAGCGGUUUGUAUAACAGUGCACAACUUCCUUGCCUCUCUUCUAUGGUCUUCGAAUCAAUGCAAAGCCAUUGCGUAUGGGAGGAACGAAUGCGCGCGCAGUGCGCGCGCGCGAUUUUUUUUUUUGAUUCUACGACCCCACCGUAGGUAAACAACUGUACGGCCGCCCUAGCGAUCCAAUAUGUUUUCGUAUGAUUAUAAAAAAAAGACGGCGAAGGAAUAUUGCGGCGAAGCAAUAUAGUUGGGGCUGAGUCCGUUACGGUUCGUUACGGCUCGUUACGGCUCGUUUGACCGUAACGAACGAAUUUUCGUUCGUUCGUUACGGUUCGUUACGGUUCGUUACGGUUCGUUUCACCGUAACGAACGAACGAACGAGUUCGUUUGUGGCAUCAGAACGAACAAACGAACGAACGAACGCACUGGCUUUGUCAUCCAAGCGAACGAACGAACGAACGAAUGCGUGUUCGUUCGUUCGUUCGUUAUGGUUCGUUUCACCGUAACGAACGAACGAACGAAGUGGCUUCGCGGGUCCGGUAACGACCAAACGAACGAACGAAUGGACUUUCGUUAGCUCGUUACGGUUCGUUUCACCGUAACGAACGAACGAACGAACGAGCCCGAUUCUAUCUCCCUACUAUCUUCCUAACGAACGAACGAGCGAACGAAUGGCUUUUCGUUCGUUCGUUCGUUAUGGUUCGUUUCACCGUAACGAACGAACGAACGAAGUGGCUUUGCGCGGAUCCGGGGCCCCGGAGAUCGGAGACUUCGGGAAGCCGGAGUGCGCCUGCGGGGGGCGGCUCAUCACAAAAUUAGCCCUGCCAUCCUUCGGAAGAUUCCGCGCGGCGGUGCUAUGUGUUUUCGAAAGUAACGUUUAUAAAUGCAGGAUGCCGUCGUGGGGAAUAUUCCGCAGGAAGGUAUUCUCGAUUUAUAUGCGGAAGGGGGCCCUCCGACCGGAUGCUACACGGACGACCACGGAGAGGAGUCGCCCGCCGCCCCUUCCUGAGUGCCAGCCUCGACUGCCAGCCGGCAGAUCGUUUAUCGGAAAGGGGGGCAAGCCCCGCGAAGGACUCGCCACGAAAUCUGCCAUGCCAUCCUUCGGAAUAUUCCGCGCGGCGGCGCUAUGUAUUUUCGAAUGCAGAAAGUCGCACGGAAUAUUCCGAAGGAUGGCGCAGCGGCUCGACAUCAACCAGCCAUGGCCGCCAGCUGCGCGACGUGCGCCAGGAAAGGGCGCCGGCCGUGACGCACCAAGGGGCUGCCCGCGCGGGGGACACACAUGCAGGAACUUUUGGCCCCCACGCUACUGAUUCAGGCCGGCACACUCGGAUGCCUAGAGCUCCACCCGGAACACGAGCACGGGCAUGAAGUCGCAUUUUUCUUCAACAAACAACAGCCCCUCCGAAGUACUCACUGACCUUGUUCGCUAAAGAAAAACGCACAAAGCCGACACCGGAGAAGACGGCAACAUUGCUGAGCCGCAGGCCUUCUGCACAGUCUCGCGAGAAUUUUGCCCCUUUGCAGUUUUCACGCACAGCCGUCUUUUCCACAAACUCGGAUUCGUUCGCCAGGGCGUACCGGCUCCUGACGAGCUCGUUCGUUACGGUGAAACGAACCGUAACGAACCAUAACGAACGAACGGAAGUUCGUUCGUUACGGUGAAACGAACCGUAACGAACCGUAACGAACGAACGGGAAUUCGUUCGUUACGGUGAAACGAACCAUAACGAACCGUAACGAACGAACGAAAAUUCGUUCGUUACGGUGAAACGAACCGGAACGAACCGUAACGGACUCAGCCCCAACUAUACUCCGGCGAAGGGUCUACCUUUUGCAGCCUUCACGCAAAGUAGCAAAUUUCGCCCGACUGGCGACGGCGAGUUAGUACCAGUCGAUUUUGACUGUAACGAACUCGGCGGAUCGAUUUUCUUUCAGGUUCACUCAACGUGCAGUGAACGAGAGGGGUCGAAAAAAAUGCCCAUUGAAGGGUGAAGAGGGAUUGGGCGUAGCAAUUCCCGACACAAUACCUUGAGCCAAGUGCCCGGCACUGCAACACCUUUGGCACUGGUUUCAUAGUCCACAAGUCUCAAUAUUGACAAGUCAAAAAUACAAGCGUCGGGAAGAGGACUGCCGGUUUUGCAUGACAAAAAAUGCACGACCCAGGAUGAUUGUAGUGCUGUCUGAUCUACCAGAUGAACCUGUCAUGCAAAACAUGCCAAAAGGCAAAGGGUGCAUUUGGUAUUUUGCAUGACAAGGUGAGUACUAGUUGUGCACAACUCUCAUAGUCCGGGCAAACUGAGUACCAGUUUCCGCUGGUGAUGGCGAUAAAAAAGCAGGACAGCUUACCACAAGACAGCCAACUGAACAGCCCCACCGCGGCCGCAGUUGUGAGAAAAUCUUCCCCCGCGGCUCCUGCAGCGGCUCCGGUCGUCGUGCCUACAACCAUAACUGGGGAUAUUGAUCAGCAGCAGCACGGAGUUGGUGAGGAUGUUGUGCCAGGAACUUCUACAGCCGCUACUUCUACUACUCUCGCCCCACCCGGACGUCCAGCCGACGACGAAGAUGUUCUUGAUAAGGUCUACGAGGCGACGAGAACCCCCUUACGACCACCCGAGGCGGUUCGCAAGGACCUGCAGGUCGCACAGAAGGAUAAAAAAGAUACGAAGAUGAAAAAGCGGGCUCACAAGCUGUUCAUAAAAUCAACCGACAGUUCUGGUCAGCCGGAUCACCAUGCCGAAGUAUUCGACUCGGAAAACAAAAAAACGCCUUUCGACGACGCGCGCAUUUUUGUCACGUUUCGCGUCCACUACAACCGGCACUGGACCAACGACCACUUCCCUGUUGAGCCACUGCUGAACCGGAUGAACCAGCGGAGUCUGAAGAUCAAAAACAUGGACAUGGCGACACUGUCCGUGUUAUCCUGUGUAAAAUCGUCCCCACCCCAGAGUUGUCAUGCAAAUCUGCAUGCUAAAAAAGUUUCUCAUGCGGAUCGCCAUGAGGGGCAUUUUCGAGUCGUGUUGUGGAAUUUGUGAUGCUAUAAUCAGCUAGAUAUGCUAGACCUGUGAUGCUGCUGAAGUACCUAAACAGGACUACACUACGGAAACAGACUUGUCAUGCGAAACAACCAAAGCUGGCUGAUUUGUCUAGCAGAUUUCCCAUCUUAACUCUGGUAUGGGGACGCUUUUACUCGGGAUACGUGUUUCUCGUCGACGCGCGGCGGACCUUGACGCGGUUGGGCAACGCGUUCGCGGUUCUGCGGGACUUUUUCGCGGGGAUCAACUGGAUUUUGGAAUUCGAGCAGUACUACCGAAGUUGGUUGUACUUACUCGUGUCCAGCUGGUUCUUACUGUACCAAUACGACUACUUUCUCGCGUUCUUUCUCCUUUGGGUGUGCUACAAGCUCUGGCGCCUGAACUUCGUGCCGGUGUCCGGUUUGUAUCAAAUGCAAAUGUGUCUGGUUCUGCAGGGAUGUUGCAAGGUUUGUCAUGCACAUUUUGCAUGACCCCUGAUGUCUAUGAUGUAUGCCGUAGUAUCACAGACUCCUGUGAGGGCUUCCUGAUGCCUAUACCGCAAGAGAAGUGCCCUCUCGCCGUCGCAAAAGCUGGGCCUUUUUUGCUGUUCAUGCAAUACAGAUUUUUGUAGAAUCCAAAUGCAGCAUCACAAGUUGCAUCCUUCCAGACAUCCAGGGAUACUUAUUUGCAUUUGAUAGUUUGUGGGAGCGGACCAAAGAGGAGGGAAAGAGUCACCGGGAGAAACGAAACCACCGCAAGGGUGGCGCAGCAGCACAGGGUGACAAGACCGCCGAGCAGAAGCGGGAGUACAAAAUUCUACCUUUAAUCUCCGACACACGCUUUGCCCGCUCGCUCCUGCCGCACACCGCUUCCGGCCUUCGAACGUUCGUGCGCAGCAGCCCGCGGGAGGCGCUGGCGUUGGACCUGCGGGAAAUCUUGACGGUGCUGAAGCAGCGGCAGGCCAACGCGGAGCUGCAGCCCGGACAACGGCGGGUGCUAUUCUGGACCGUGUUUGGCCUGGAGAUGGGCGUCGUGUUCUUUCUCCAUUACCUGCCCUGGCUGUACGGCUGGGCCUCGCACCUAGCCGUCAGCCUGCACAACAAGCCGUGGAUCCAGAAAAACACCAGGUUGCUGCUGCACUACGGGUACCGGGCCGGGUUUCGGCUGCACCGAGUUUCCACUCGAAGGUGCAAGCAGCUGGUGGACUUUGGUACGGAGUUCAGUUUUGCAGCUCAGAAACACAAUUAUAAUAUCUUGGCACAACAAGAAGAACCACUUGUUCAUCCCGGCACGAUGAUGGGUAUCAACACCGAGCGAGCAGAACAAGCAGCCGAGGCGGGCACGACGCCCUCGAGGACUCUCGCGAGCUCACUACCAGGAGAUCAACAUCAUGCGGGGGAGCUGGCUCACGGUGGGGCGGGGGAAGGAUCACAAUUGGAUCUCCUUGUUUCAUCCGACAGCGGAGCAGUAGUAGACGAGAGCAAUGAGGAAUCCGCGUCUUCCUCCGCAGCUUCCGGACUACAAGAAGAGGAUAAUACCUACAACGACGUCACGCGCCGGCCGCGAACCGACCCAGAUGAGUCCUCCAGUCACGAAGAGGCCGUGGACGAUGACAUCCCCGGAAGGCGAGGCAAUAAUUUUUACGACAGAGCAUCAAGGCAAGCUGCGCCUCCUGGCAUCUACCUCCACCCCCCCACAGCUACAGAGGAUGAAGACGCCACUAGCUAUGAUGUUGAUAGCGGUAAUUUUGAAUUCAAACACAUGAAAGCCACGGCAAUAGCGGUAAGAACUACUCCCGUUACCCUACUCAGUCCGCCUUCCAAGAGUGACACUGCCAGGGCUCACGUUUUCGCUGAGGAUCUAUCCGAGGAUUACGCGCUCGCAAUUCCGAGUGACAAAACGUUCAAACGGGCCACCACCACCGACCUGCUGUCCAACAAGUCGCCGGGACAGAGUAAGAAGCGCACCCAGCUCCAGAUCCCCGGGUUUCAAGAGAGAUUGAACGAUUUGGAGGACAGCAACGAUGGCGGAGCCGCCAACAGCGACGCCGCGUCCCUGCCCAGUGCAAGGGUGGAGCAGCUGCUCCGGUCCUGGCAGGAGCCGAACUUUGACGACAUUCCGAUGUCUAUGGAGGUCUUUGAAAACGAGCGCCGUGCGGUGCUGGUGACGAACAACGUGAAUGCCGUGCUGCAUUUUUUCAAGGGCAGCACGGAUGAACAGGUGGUGGACCCGGAGGAACAACGACGCGAACUGAACAUAUCAACUGCAAAUAUGUCUGGGUCUGGAAGAGUCCGAGUUUGUCAUGCGAGAUUUGAUCGACAGAAAAGUCUGUAUGGCAUGACCAGCAAAACAAGCCCCCACUUUGGGCAACACGAAGGCAACGUAGUUCUAGUUUCUAAAUGCGAAAUAAGUAUCGAGGAGUCUUCUCAAAGCUUGUUAUGCUAGACCACGCAUUCCAAACCUUCCGGGUCAUGCGUAGCCUGCACAACAAAGUUGCAUCUUCCAGACCUAGACACAUUUGCGAUGCAUAGAACAACGCGUUUAGCAAGUUUCAGCUCCUGUCCUUCAGCGGCUUUCAAUCCGGUGACCCGUUAUCACAUGCAAAAAUGCCUGGGUCUGGAAGGUUGGAACUUGUGAUGCUAACUUUGGACUGUAAAGAAAUCUGUAUUGCAUGACCAGCAAGAGGAGUCUAUUUUGUGCUACCUGGGGAGGGCAUUUGUCAUGCGGAGUCGGCAGCAGGAAGGGUUCUAAAAGUCUGUGAUGGUAGGGCAUGCAUCACACACAAUCCUGGAUCAAGCAAAAUAUGCAUGACAAACCCGGCAACAUUCCAGACCCAGACAUUUUUGCAUUUGAUGCCCCUCGGAGUGGUGCGACGUGCGGAACACGCGCACGAAAAGACCUGCGCCGGAAAAACACACCGAUUUUGGCCGCUACCGGGUCUUCUGGGAGUGGAGCAUUGUCUCCAGUCCCGGCGUGUCCACAGACGUGGACGGGUGGCGAUACGCGGAAUCUUUCCACGCCGACGACUGGCAGCCCGUGCCGACGUUUGGUGGUGGCAACGGGGACAAGAAUUUUGCGGUGCGGCGCCGGCACUGGGUCGCGCGCCGCGCGAGAAUCACCCGGAUCGGAAAUGAGCCCUCCUCGAGUGCUGCUGGGUAUAGUACCACUACGAACGCGGGCGACCACAGCAGCCGGGAACAUGCAGGGAAGAAAACACGCAUGGAGCACCGGUUCGCGAAGGAACUGCACGAGGCGGAGAAACACGUGAGUCCGAAUAUCAAGAUGAAAAGUCCUCCCUCGUCGUACUCAAAAGGAGAUUUGUGUAGCAUGAUUCAUGAUCACAACUCGCGUUGUGACGCUAAAAGGGAAAAGAUGCAGACUGUAGCGCUGGCACUGGCUGGCGUGCUGGGAAACCCCUUGCGUCUUCAGCAUCACAGGAAGAAAGUGGAGGCGGAAAACAGCAUUACAAAUUGCCUCAAGGCCCGUAGCGAUAAUUAUUGCGUGCGAAUUGGAAGGAAAAAAGGAAACAAGGAAAAAAGAAAGAAAGGAGAUUUAUUUUGGGAUUGAAGUGUGUUCUAUUUUGUGUAAUUACAAAUUGCCUGCAAACGAAGGAGUAACUGCGUCUCGUGGCCUUCUAGCAAUACAAGCCGACUCGUGUACGCAAAUACACCAUCACAAAUCUCGUUUUCAAUAUGGGGAGGGGGGAUUUUGCCUCACAAUACCGAAGGAGACGCCCCGGGUGGCGUGUCGCGAGGACGCGCUAGUCGACGCGAGGCAGCUGUUCAAGCAAGUGCACGGUCGUGCUUCUUCGUCCAGGAUUCGUCCUGGCGCUCAUGACAAAUACGCGGCGGACGCAGUGCACGAGGAUCUCCGUCGUGCUCAACAAGAAAAUCUCGCGUUCCUCUCGGACUCCACCUCCUCGCCAGAAAAGGGCGGUGGAGCAGACAGAGACAAAAGCGAACCGUUUCUCACCCGCUCGAACGUGACCACCAUCAUCCACCAGCAGCCCUCGAGUCCGGUCUUCAGUUCGCCGACCUCCACACCAAUCAGCUCCAAAAACGCGGCGGUUUUUGCGCAGCUCAGUGCCGAAAGCAGACUCGUCUCGACCAUAUCAUCUCCAGGAGGACGACCUACUGGCGCGACUACUACGCAACAGCAGGGUAGUACGGGUUAUUUUCCUAUGUCGACUACACAAGUCGAGCAACGCAGUAGUCCCAGCGCAAGAGGACUUGCCAGCACGAUGAGUCGAGUAACGAAGUUGUCCAAGACCAGCGAAGUAGAUCAUACCACGGGCGGCCGCGAGUCCUCGCACGACCUGGCGCGGCGGCAUGUUGCGUCGGGGCACAGGACGGAGAUGUUUGCGUCGCUCCCCGAUCUGGGCACGAUUGACUCCUCCGGGAAUGAGGAGGCGGAGGACGAGGACAGUGCGCAGUUCGCGUCCCCGCUGGGGAAAGCCUUUGGGUCUAUGACGUCCGCCUCCUCGGCCCAGCACCUGGGCAGCGACUUGUCGUAUAAUAACCUGCUGCAGCACGACGGUGGUAGUUCAACUACGGGAGGCCCGUUGAUUAUGCUGGGGAAGAACGAGUCCGCCGCGUCGUUUGGGGACGCACUGGAUCCGGAUAAGGAUGGGCAGCAGAUCAUGCGCAACCUGUUUUCCCAGAGCCAGCAAGACCUGGCGCAGCAGGCGGCUUUGGAAAAUGCUGCGCUGCUGAGUGCGCGGCAGAGGAAAGAGAGGAGAACAACCGCAGCAGCUUUAAACAUAUCACCGGCACCAGAUGAUGAAAUUCCACGUUCCGCGCAGGGAGAUGAAAUCGGAAAUUAUGGAAAUAACGAUGCCCUACUGGACAUCGUGCCAGGAACUACAACUACGUCGAAUAUGUUGAUGAAAGGAACAAGUACAUUAAGCGGUGGGCCACGACCAGCUUCCCCGAUCAUGAACGCAGCUAUCCAGGCAGCGCAUGGUACGACCCACAGCUUGGGGAUUCCGCGAAAAAGCAAACGGGGGAUGAUCACCCACCAGCAGCUCGGCGGACAGCUCAUGAACGCGAGUAGUUCAUCUGCCGUGGCAGGAGCUGCAGCUUCCUCUGCCGCAGGAGUUGGAUUGAUCCCCCUGUUAUUCACUGCUAAUAUGUGGUCUGGGUCCCCGGGAAGCAGGCGAGUUUAUUGUCAUGCUUGGCCGGGACGAAAGAAAAUUCUGUCAUGCUCGUUGUGCUACAGUGCCACUUCUUUGUCAUGCAAAAAGGCGCCUUAUUGUCAUGAGAUUAGCGUGUAGACAUAGCUAUGCUCAGAUGAUGAAACUUGCCAUGCGCGGCUCAGCAACACUGUUCGCGAAGUAUCCUUCGAACAUUAGCAUCGCAACCUUAUAGGAAUCAGACCCAGAUCACGAUAUUUGCAAUGCAUAUCUGUACUCGUUGCAAACGGAGUUCGAGCAAUUCGUCGAGUUCUUUGUCGGGUAUUUGGACACGAUUGAGUCGUACGUGGAGGCAUUUGAGAAGUACAAAAACCUGUUCACCGGGCGGGUGCGGUGGAUCACGCAGUUGGUUUUUUUCGUCCUGUUCCUGCUGUUGGUGCUCACCAUUUUUUUGCCAACCUCCCUCUUGAUGUUCCUCCUGUUAAUCAGCUACUUCUACGACGGGCACUUAGUGUACCAGCGGCAGCUGAAGAACCGCGAGGCCUUUCUGGCGGCGAUGAAAGCGGACCUCAUGCUCUUAUCCUUGCCGUUGUCGGAGUUGGAUGAGAGAUGUACUAGUCAAGACGCGGUGCGGAUGAACACAGGUGCUAUAACAAAUCAUCUUGUAGAUGUAGUUGCAACAGGAACAGUCGCAGGAGCGUCCUCGAACAGUCUUCAUAUUAAAGCCUCCCCCGAAUCCGAAAGAACAGCAGCAGCACCACACGAUAGCGGCACGACUACGAUUCACCUGUACGGUGUGGCGAACCCGCAACUGCUUGCGAUCCGGCACAAGAUCGGCGGCUUUCGGUUCGCGGCGCCCCCGCCGCCGCAGAAGGAUCCCGCUCCUGGGGACUCGUCUGUGUCGGAGGAACUCUCGAAGGACGGGUCUUCUUUAUCUCCCACUUCGGCGGUGGCGAAGCAAUUCUCGAGAGAGACCGGCACGAAGAAGCAACUCUCCUACUGUGCGCACUGGAGCCUGGACACGAAAAUGCAGGACGUCUUUGUCUCGUUGCACCACCGGGGUGGAGCCGCGAGCAGUACUAUCUCGUCCGGCACGGCCCGGCAGGAAGACGAGGAGACCAGCGUCGACGAGUUGGAGGCAAUAUGACAGUGCACAACUCCCCCUCCCCCUCAUUUGUCAUGCAAAAUGCCCAAUCCAGGCUGUGCCUCUUAGCACUGUUUGCAUGACAAGUGUUCUGCCAGUCCAAAUAGCACUACAAUCCUGUGCAGAUUUGUCAUGCAAGACCUGCAUAAUUCUCGGUGCUGCUUGUAUUGCCGUUCGUGCCAUACAAAUGAGGGGGAAGGGUCGCUGUGCACUUUCACAGGCACUAAGCGACGUGGAAAAGAAACUUUUGCUGUACCUCAAAGACCGGUGGGACGUCACGAUUGACCAGCAGCAACUCCACGCACUAUGGCUCUCGCCCUCAAGCACUCUCCGCGACCUGGCGCGCACCGUUGUGUACAAGUCAAAAGAUGGCGUGUUCUUCCAGAAGCGGGUGGUACGCCGGAGGACGGCGGGGGAAAACUACUUUUUGAACCUGUUCGACCACGUUCCUUCCGACCGAAGCUUCUAUUCCAAGGACAACGUCUGCUACAAUCCCCAAUUGGGGUGAGGAGGAGUACCAGCGCUGGGAGAAGUAGAUGGAUAGAAGUGCGGCAUUAUAUAAGUGACUGUGACUCAUUCUCAUGUUGCGCAGGCUUGAAGAUGCAGACUGUGACUGUGACAUGCUUGGUUGCUGAACAACAUACUUAAAACCGAAACAAGAGAACAAAACGGAGAAGCAGACAGAACGGAGAUGACCGUUCUUGCCCUUAACGCAGAGACUCGUGAGUAAGUACUAAAUCCUGGGUUCUUGUUGACC
Amoebophrya sp. A120 is the source of this 12774-nucleotide messenger RNA. Lineage: Eukaryota; Dinophyceae; Syndiniales; Amoebophryaceae. The record is from the annotation of a GenBank genome assembly.